CCACAUCUAUCGCUCUCACUCCUGUCCACAUCAUUAUCCAUUCCAACAAGGUAGAGCGGCCAAAGCCAACCCACGUCUGGCUGGUCGUUCCGUUCCGCUACUGCUAUUUGUGUGUGAGUGAGCGCAGCGAGCUAACGAGGAUUGUGUGAGUCCUCGCCAAGGAUUAGUGGAGUUGGUUUGUCCUCAGUAGAUACAGUGUCGCGGCAGCUGCAGUUACAUCAAAGGCUUUAGCUCGCUCUUCCAGGUCACAUCAACGGGAACGUUGCUGGAUAGUAACCGUUUGAUAUCCCUCUCCACUGUAAUAGCUGCUGCCAGUGCUGCUGCAGAUUCGCCUUUUCGUCGCCAAGGCUACAUUUUUCCGAACGGACGUAUAAAUGUCGGACCUCAUCGGAAUGAUGCACUGAAGAAAGACUAGGCUACAUGCAAGCGUCUGUCCAGAGGCUGCAGUAUAGCUGAGCGAUUGCGGCACACUGUUGACGUUUUUUUUUACGGUUUCACAGUCUAACAUCAGUGGUUGGCUGUUAAGGGAGAAUCGUGCAUUUUGAUCGCCCUGCGCUCGGCGAAAACAUAAUGGCCACUCUACUGCGGAAAAUCGGUCUGAUUCGUCUUCACGACCGGGACACAGAGGACCCCAAGCAUCACCAGGGCUCGCUAAAGGGAACCAAGGGGAACACGAAGAACACUAAGCAGCACUGUCAGACCACCAACGAGACGAACAACCUCCUCAGCACCCCCGAGAUCAAAGCGAAAAAGCUGGACCAGCACAACAGCAAGGACAAACCGUCCGUAAAGGAUAAGCAACAGGGCAAGGACGCCAAUGAGAAACAGCAGAUGGGAGGCGGAGGAGGAGGAGGUGGGAUCGGGGUUGGAAAAUCAGCGACCAGUGCCUCAAUACCACCACUAGCCCCUCACCGGCAGCACUGCACCCAAGUCCGGACGAGGAGACUUAUGAAGGAACUCCAGGAGAUCCGGCGGUUGGGAGACAACUUUAUAACGGUCGAGCUGGUCGACGACAAUCUAUUUGACUGGAACGUCAAGCUCCACCAGGUGGACAAAGACUCGGCGCUGUGGCAGGACAUGAAAGAAACAAACACCGAGUUCAUUCUGCUGAAUGUCUCUUUCCCCGACAAUUUCCCGUUCUCUCCGCCAUUCAUGCGGGUUCUCACCCCCCGGUUGGAAAACGGGUACGUUCUGGACGGUGGAGCGAUAUGUAUGGAGUUGUUAACCCCCCGCGGAUGGUCCAGCGCCUACACAGUGGAAGCCGUGAUGAGACAAUUUGCGGCAAGUCUGGUAAAAGGACAGGGGCGUAUCUGCAGAAAAGCAGGGAAGUCCAAGAAGGCGUUUAGCCGCAAAGAGGCGGAGGCCACCUUUAAGAGUCUGGUGAAGACCCACGAGAAGUACGGCUGGGUCUCCCCCCCUGUGUCUGACGGCUGAGGAGAUGGGCCGGCCAUGACGCUAGCUAGCCAUGCUAACCAUGA
This is a messenger RNA of Salmo salar (Atlantic salmon), 1478 nucleotides long. RefSeq names its product ubiquitin-conjugating enzyme E2Q-like protein 1. The record is from RefSeq and is a predicted model, not a curated record. NCBI's taxonomy places the organism in Eukaryota, Metazoa, Chordata, Actinopteri, Salmoniformes, Salmonidae.